Messenger RNA from Oppia nitens, 1825 nucleotides. Its product is annotated as calcium uptake protein 1 homolog, mitochondrial-like. NCBI's taxonomy places the organism in Eukaryota, Metazoa, Arthropoda, Arachnida, Sarcoptiformes, Oppiidae. Gene Ontology annotation, cellular component: uniplex complex. The record is from RefSeq and is a predicted model, not a curated record. The coding region runs from base 133 to 1815 and encodes 560 amino acids. Gene Ontology annotation, biological process: mitochondrial calcium ion homeostasis; calcium import into the mitochondrion. Gene Ontology annotation, molecular function: calcium ion binding. The transcript has 8 exons.
UGCGAAACAUGCGCUCUGAAGACAAGUGUUUAGUGUUUACAUAAGUUAAAGGAAAUUGUUUUCCGUAUAAUUAAGACAUUUGUGGUGACAAUUGAUUCACAAUUUUAAUAAUGUUUUCAGUGUAAUACAAUCAUGUCUUUGUCAACAUUAAUUCAACGACAAUCGCAUCGAUUAAUACACAACUGGUCUCAAUAUCGGCCGAUUUGGUCAUCAUUGGUGUCACAGAAUUGCAUUAACAGCAAUGUUGUGGUCAUUCGGUCUAAUAACUUGUGGACCAGUGGUCAUCACCGAAGUAUUGGUAGACCACAUGUUUGUCAUAUGAGACGACCAUUGGUGGGAACAGUAAGUAAAAGGCUUUUCAAACAAAACAAUAAGUUCGCGCACCAGAAGAAUGUGGCACCACUUCCCGUGUCAUUCUUGUAUCCAACGGUCGGUAUAUUUCUCUUAUUUAUUAUUGUCUUCAAUGUCGAGAAUAUUUGGGUCGUUUAUGUACCCGAAAUCAUCAGAGACCCGAUUGAGACCGGUCUCAAAAUGACAUGGAGUUUUGUUCGCAAAAUUUGUGGCUACAAACGCGUCGAUGCGCUUACCAUUGAUGACAAGUCAACAGCCGAUGAAGUAAUCGACGAACAAUCAGAUAUAAAAUCAAAGAAGAAAAAGAAGAAUGGAUUUCGUGACCGAAAGAUUAUUGAAUACGAAAACAGAAUCAGAAUGUAUUCAAAUCCAGACAAAGUUUUUAGGUAUUUUGCAUCACUUAAGAUAAUAUACGAUCAAAACGAGACAGAGAUAUACAUGACUCCCGACGACUUCUUGAGGGCUCUCACUCCUGGCAUCAAACAACCCGAUGGACUCGGAUUAGACCAAUUCAAACGUAUUGACUUAUCAAAGGAAGAGGACAGAGAUAUAAGUGCUAUGCUUUCUGAAGUAUUGCUAAUUGGGAACAGAGAGUUAACUUAUGGUCUUAAAGCUGAUUCAAUGUUUUAUAAACUGAGUAACUUUGGUCUCAUUAAUUACUCGGAUUUUCUAUUUUUAUUGACCGUUAUAUCGGUUUCUCGACGACAUUUUGAGAUAGCAUUCCGUAUGUUUGACCUCAACGGUGACGGCGAUGUCGAGUUUGACGAGUUUGAAAAAGUCCAAAACGCUAUACUCUCACAAACCAGUGUCGGCAAAAAGUUAGGCUCUUCAUCGAAAACAGGAUAUAAGGGUGUGAGCUCAGCACUCGCUAAAUAUUUUUUUGGUGAAGAUCUCAAACAAAAGUUAACGACUGAGAAGUUUCUCGAUUUUCAGAAGCAAUUACAGACAGAAUUGUUAACACUUGAGUUUGAACGAAAAAAGCCAAAUCCAAUAACCGGUAAAUUAAAAGAAGCAGAAUUUGCGGACCUUUUGAUAGCUUAUGCGGGACUCUCAGAGAAUAAACGAAAUAAAAUGAUUAAAAGAGUUAAAAAAUGCUUCGGUAGUGAUGAGGAAGGCUUAGGUCAAGAGGGCAUCACUUUGAAUGACUAUCUAAGUCUUUAUAAUUUUUUGCAAAAUAUCAAUGAUGUUGACAUAGCACUCGCUGUCUUUAAUAUUGCCGGUGCCUCUAUAGAUCAGGAUACUCUCAAACAUGUGGCCAAAACAGUAGCUCACGUAGAUCUGAGAGACCAUUUAGUUAAAGUACUUUUUACUUUGUUUGAUGAAAACCAGGACGGACAGUUAAGCAAUAAAGAGUUUAUCGCUGUUAUGAAAGAACGGUUACGUCGCGGCCUAACGAAGCCCAAAGACACCGGUUUCUGGAGAUUACUUCACGCCCUCUGGAAUUCACUUAAAUUUGAUUUAUAAAAUACUAUUC